ACUCCGAUAAUUCCACUGCUCAAACACAGUCAGCAUCUCGUUCGAAGUGCUUCGAUUCUGUGUUUUGGUUCAUGUAGUGAGUGGAAAGAGUUCGCUUUUGCAUUCUCACGACUUGAACUUAGUAUUUAAUCUACCGCUCAGUCCUCUAACACAUCACUAGAGAAUAAAAGCGCGUAAACGGCUGGUCCGAAGUCCUGCUAUCUUCUGUCUCCAAAACGGGGGAGUGUCUGAAAUUGAAUAUUUAGCUUGUGAGCUAACGUCAGCAGCAUCAGGUUGACCCAUGUCCUCUGAAGAGGCUCUCGGCUCCACGCUCUCACACUGGCUCUCCUUUAACUCCUGGUGGCUGCUUCUGCCUUUCGUGAUGCUCCUGGUAGUGGCUGCUUUCAUCGUGGCCUUCGUGCUGCUGCUGUACAUGAUAUCCCCGUUAAUAAGCCCCAAGCCUCUCAAACUGAACGGGGCCCAUGUGGUGGUGACCGGAGGCAGCAGUGGGAUUGGGAAGUCCAUUGCAAUGGAAUGCUACAAACACGGUGCCUUCCUAACUCUGGUGGCACGAGAUGAGCACAAACUGGUUCAAGCCAAGAAAGAAGUGGAGAAAUGUGCCAUAAAUGAUAAGCAGGUGGUGCUUUGCAUUUCUGUUGAUGUGUCCAAAGACUACAACCAGGUGGAGAGUGUCAUAAAACAAGCUCAAGAGAAGCUGGGUCCUGUGGACAUGCUGGUCAAUUGUGCAGGGACGUCCAUAUCUGGGAGGUUUGAGGAAGUGGAAGUAGACCGCUUCAAGAAACUGAUGGAGGUGAACUAUCUGGGCAGUGUUUACCCCACCCGGGCAGUGAUCACAACUAUGAAGGAAAGGCGGAUGGGCCGCAUCAUGUUUGUGUCGUCACAUGCAGGGCUGAUCGGCCUCUUUGGCUACACGGCCUACUCGCCGUCCAAAUUUGCCCUGCGUGGUCUGGCUGAGGCCUUGCAGAUGGAGAUGAAGCCCUAUAAUAUCUAUGUGACUGUGGCGUAUCCUCCAGACACUGACACGCCGGGGUUUGCAGAAGAGAAUAAGACUAAGCCUCUGGAGACCAAGUUAAUUUCAGAAACGUCUGGAGUCUGUCAGCCUGAGCAAGUAGCAAAAGUUGUGUUGAAGGAUGCUGUGCAGGGAAAUUUCACCAGCACAGUUGGACCCGAUGGCUACAUGCUGUCAGCGCUGACCUGUGGGAUGUCACCCGUUACCUCCAUCACUGAAGGGCUGCAGCAGAUUGUGACGAUGGGGCUGUUCCGCACCAUCGCUCUCUUCUACCUGGGCAGCUUCGACAGCAUCGUCCGCCGCUGCAUGAUCCAGAGAGAGCAGUCCAAAGCAGCAGACAAGAGGGAGUAGCACCAGCCUCCCCACCACAUCCAUCUCUAUCAGCACCACUACACACACACACACACCUCAGAGCACAUGCCCCCUGGCCCGGCAGACGUGUUCAAAUGGGUGGAAGAGUCCACCCUGACAAAACACUGUUUAUGCUGUAAUAGGCAUCCGUCCAUCUUUCAUGAUGUGUUUUUCAGGACCCCUAUCAUUCCAGUGCAUGCUGCAUUAAUAUAUCAAACAAAUUUAUUUGCAUUUCAAUUAUUUACUCACUGCCUCUAGUGCAUUCUUUAGUUUCAGAAGGUUUGUGGUCGUUCUCAAAACUACACACUAUCUAAGUUCUUGUUCUUUCCUGUUGGCGUAAUGUUAUUUCAACACUAGAAUUAAUUUCAUUCAACUUUAUAUUGAGAUAUUGCCAUAUGCUCUAUAGGUAAAAAACAAAUCUGUAUAGGUGAAGAACAACAACUUCACUUCCUUACGUUACAGUGAGGUGAAGAACUGUGGUCCUGACUGGUUUGUGAUGUUCAUAGUCAAGCAAUGUAUCUUCCUGCUUUUAGAUUUCAUAGUUUUAAUUUAUGGACAAAGGACAUCUGUCGAGUCUGCCACUCUGCCUUAUCUUCGUUGCUCUGUGUGGGGGUUUCUGAAGGAAAUGUUUACCUUAUAAAUGUGCGUGCGUGCGAGUGUCUGCUUGUAUGCAUGUAUUUAGGUGACCUCAGGGGCUUCUAAGGGUUCACCGAACUGAAGGAUGGGUCAGGAGGACUCGCUGGUUCGAGUCAGGGCACCUUUCUGCCAGCAGGUGGAGCUGGAGAUCCAGACGGAUCAGGUGUAACCAGAGCAAAAGCCUAAGUAGCUCUUACUAAAAGCUGAUCUGGAAUGAGUCCGAAUAAUCAUAGUCAGAUGGUUUGAUGUCCACAAGCCCAGAACUCAUUUCAAAUACUGUAGAUGUGAAGCUGGAUCAGAUUUGUACACCAAAACAAGCAAUAGGGCUUCCACAAGUCAAGUGAAUUUCCUUGUGCUCUGCUCUGUCGUAAUGCAAAUUGGAUGGCUCCAGUAUAUGAACUCUGUUUUCUGAUUGAGAUUCUCGUUGCAAGUCGUAUCUUACUGCUAGAGAGAAAAUGACACUUACUCAUGCUGUUGUAAUAUUUGCCUUCCUCACGGUCACAAGCAAACGAGAGCAUGUGAUGUGAUCACACCCUGCAGAUGCUUGUAAGGAGUCAGUCUCCUGAAUGCCUAAAUGCACAGAAAAGAGUCUAUUUAAACUGAUAGUUCACCCAGACAUAAACAUUCUUUCCUUAUUUACUCGGCUUCAUGUCUUUCCAAACCUGUAGAACUUUCAGUAUUCUGUAGAAGACAAAAAGAGAUGUUUAGUGGAAUGUUCAUGCAGCUCCUUUCCUUAACAGUGAAAGUGAAAGGGCUGCAAAAUAAAAAAGUACGAUUUAUGCGGUCCUUAUGAGAUGCAGUAUUUUCUAAUCCUUCUGAAGAAGCGUGAUUGAUUUGUUUGAGAAACCGAGAAGAUCUUGAAGUAUAUGUAUAUGAGAUUUGAGAGUUUUCUCUGAGCAUCGAGUUAAAUGUAUAGUCUUAUGAACUACAUUUAUGGCGCUUUUUUCAUUUUAUGGAAAAGAGCAGUGUAAACAGUUUCUUGUUUUUGGUUCUAAAGAAAAAAGAAAGUCCUAUGGUUUUGGACCAACAUGAGUGGGUCUAAAUAAUUAUAGAAUAUUUUUAGUUGAAGUAAGACUCAAUACAACUUUUCCUAGAACUCGUCCCUUUUCUUUUUUAUCUUACCUUUGUCCUACUAAUAAAGCACAUAGGCUUCUCUAACCGCUGUAUUUCUGCUUUCCAAUAACGUAUAUAAUCAUUUAUUAGCCUGUAAUGUGAGGUUUUUUGUCAGUACUUAAAUAAUUUGGACCGUAAAAUUUUUAAAUCAUAGUUUUACGGUCAUUUUAGAGUUUAGGUUACUGUAAACAACAUGCAGUUCUUUUCUUAUAUCAGAAUUUUCCAAAAUGACUUAAACUGCUGAUUCCAGUAUAUUUAUUUUGAAGAAACAUCUCCCGUUCCUUUCCUUGUCCGGAGUUUGCAGGUUUUCUGGAAACCCUUGACCUCAGUCAGGCACUACAGUGAUGGAGGCCCAUUCCAAGCCUUAAGAGAUCCAAACACUGACCAUUAUAAAAACUGCAAGGGUCGAUACAUAUGGCAUACAUUGUGUAUGGUUUACCUAUAUUUGUUUCAGUACGGAAAAAGACAUUGUUUUUGCUUGUUUGUACAUUAUUUGCUUAGGUUAUUUUUUUUACAAAGAUACCCAAAAUAUGAAAAUAAGAAUGCAUGAGUCGAUACGAUGAUGUUCUCAUUUGAUAUUGGCUACAACACAUAGUAGCGAUAUUUGUGUGGGUCGUGCCCUCUUCCAUAACACAUGGAUGUAGUCUAUUUUUUUUUUUUUUUUUAGAGAUAUUGUUUUGAACUCCUUAAAGCUAUGCAACUUCAUUCAAACACACGAGGACAGUCUUCUGCUGUACUUAACACUUUUAUUGAUUGAAGACCGAGAUAUUUCUGAAAAUAAGAUAUAUAGUUUGAGUAACUUUUAAAAGAGAGACCAAGGCCAACUUGGAUGCGUUCUGCUUCUGUUUAUUCAUUUGUUGCCAAACUUUAAUAAAUUUCACCUUGUGUGCCAUAGGAGAAAAAAAGAGAUGUUGUUGCUUUGUCUUAUUUUCUUACAUAAAGAAAUAAAUAUCUUUUGAAAGGUAA
Messenger RNA from Carassius gibelio (silver crucian carp), 4075 nucleotides. It is a transcript of the gene kdsr, whose product is annotated as 3-ketodihydrosphingosine reductase. The transcript has 10 exons. NCBI's taxonomy places the organism in Eukaryota, Metazoa, Chordata, Actinopteri, Cypriniformes, Cyprinidae. Bases 281 to 1360 code for a protein of 359 amino acids. Gene Ontology annotation, biological process: sphingolipid biosynthetic process. Gene Ontology annotation, molecular function: 3-dehydrosphinganine reductase activity. The record is from RefSeq and is a predicted model, not a curated record. Gene Ontology annotation, cellular component: endoplasmic reticulum membrane.